This is a messenger RNA of Sceloporus undulatus (fence lizard), 1914 nucleotides long. RefSeq lists its product as uncharacterized. The transcript is spliced from 4 exons. The record is from RefSeq and is a predicted model, not a curated record. Gene Ontology annotation, cellular component: plasma membrane. Lineage: Eukaryota; Metazoa; Chordata; Lepidosauria; Squamata; Phrynosomatidae. Bases 1 to 1914 code for a protein of 637 amino acids.
AUGGAAGCGGAGGAAUUUAUGGAGAGACCAAAGGGUCAAUAUUCCAACCUGAAACUGAAGGGUUGUGCCAAUCUCCAGCGCUGUGAGGACACCUUGAGCUUCUACUCUGGCAAGCGCACCAUCCAUGCCACCUGCUGUGAUUCACCUCUCUGCAAUGACUUCACCACAGAUUUCCAUGUGCUGAACGAGGCACCAAAUGGACUGCAAUGCUACAGUUGUGUGGAUGAUGAUGGCUCAGGGUCUGGAUGCUCCAAUCAAAGCAUGUCCAAGGUGCAAUGCACAGGCAUCCACAGCAUGUGCUUGGAGGGGAUUGGGAACAGUCGUAAAGCCGGAAGAGAUUUGGGCCUUGUGACCUUUAAAGGUUGUGCCUCCCCAGCUAUGUGCCAAAGCUCUCUCUUGGCCCUGGUGCAAGAGCUGGACAACGCCGAUGUCAUGUGUUGCCAAGGAAGCCUCUGCAACAAUCGCAUUGUGAAUGGUGUAGUGACAGAAGGCAAGAUUGCUGCUGAUAGUGCAGAUAUCACAGACUCACCUGAGUGUCUCAAACCCACCCCCAAACCAUCUAGAAUCACCCCAGUUCCUGACUGUAUCUAUACAGAAGGGGAGGAGGAGGAAGAUGACCGCAUGGUGAGUGUACAUACCUCCGCUGGGAGCCACAAUGAAAAGGAAACUACUGGCACUGUAAAUAAAGAGCACAGUGAUGAGAAUUUAGUCACUGAGAACAACACAAUCUCCCAUUCUCCUCAUCAUGAUGACCACUCAGUUACCCAUGAACACAUCGUCAAUGAGAACCUCUCAGAAGGCUCUUCCCAGGGAAACACAGCCUCACCAACAGGUGCCACAGGCUUUGAUCAUGUUGCAGGAGAUGCUUCCUCAGCUACCACAAACUUGGACAAGAGUAAUUCUGGUGCCGGAACGACGUCUUCUGCUAAUCACGGCAACAUUGUUGUGCUGGUCCCUGUUGUCAUCUCCAGGAGGAACAACACUGCUACCACCACUGCCACUUCAUCUUCCACAGGAACAAGCACUGACAGUAGGACUGUGGCCAGUUCCAAUGCUGAUAAUGAAUCUGAAGAUGAAGAAUGUGAGGCAGAAAAGGAGGGCAUGACUACUGGAGAGCACUUCAUAGCUGCUAAAGAGAGCAACCGUGAUGGUUCUUCCUCCACUGCAAGAAGCACUGUUGUUUCUACUGGAGCUAAUUCCAAUGCUGGCAUUUUUGUUGAAGGGAUGAAUCAAGAUGAAUCAGCAUCCCAUCCAGCUUCCACACAAGGGGGUCAUGAUGCUGGUGUCUUCACUACCGGCAAUGCAGGAAGCACCAGUGUAGUUCAUGGCCAUGGUAGAGAUGAUGAAAGGUUCGUCAUGGGUGAAAGCACUGCCAACCGCAACCCAAGACCUGGGCAUUCCACAACGGGUAGUCAUGGAGCCACUAGUGGCGAGAGCUUCAUUGGUGACAAUCGUACACCCCAGCCAGGGGAUUUUUCAUCUUUAGAUGAUGUGGUUGACGCCAUUCUUCCUAUCCCCUACAUUGUGCCUGAAGAUGACUCUUUCCACACUGAAGACAAGAAAGUGGCAGGUACCCCUCCUGUGGCCAGCACCAACUCUCCCAUUGCUACCAGCAACCCAGUCCUUGCUUCAGGAGCAGGGGCUGGUACCGCCCGUCCCAAGAACAAGAUUCCUUGCAAACGUCCAGGGUCUCAAAGCCGACCCAGUGCAAAGUUGGCAUCCUCAGCUGCAGCUAACAAGCAGGUCGGAGAAGAGGUUGUCAGUCAGGAUGGUGCGACCUCACUGUUCAGGGACACUAAAAAUCCAGGACACAGUGGAGGAGGAAAGGUCAAUCUUGACAGUGGAAACUUGGGCCUUGUCAGCAACCUGGGUCUCCUCUCAUUCACUUUCCUGUUGGUCGCUCUGUUACACUGA